GUUUUUUUUUACAUUUGGUAUGGUUUUAUAAUCAUUUGCAAAAUUAUUUCCAUUUAAAAGUUUUCACGUUAUAACCAUCCAAAUCAUGACAAUUUUCGCCUCCAAUUUAUUGAAAACAGCUCGUUUUACCUUGCGUAGCCUAACACCCAGCUUUACGACAAAAUGUCAGUAUUCUGUACAAGCUACGGGUAAUGAGGUUGUUAUCGAGCGUUUGGAGGGACAUCAAACCGGAAUCACAGUUUUGGGUCUUAAUCGUCCAGAAGCCAAAAAUGCAUUCAGUCUUGGUUUGGUUGAGACGUUUUCCGAUAUACUGUCUGAACUGAAACGUGACAAUGAAUCUCGUGUGGUCAUAUUGAGAAGUCUAACUCCUGGUAUCUUCUGUGCUGGUGCCGAUUUAAAGGAACGCAAAAAUAUGAAACAAGAAGACGUGAGUGCUUUCGUCAGCAGUUUACGUGAACUUUUGGUGACAAUUGAGCAAUUACCCAUGCCAGUCAUAGCUGCGUUAGAUGGUGCAGCUUUAGGUGGUGGCUUAGAAAUGGCUUUGGCUUGUGAUAUGCGUACAGCAGCAGACAGUACUAAAAUGGGUUUGGUGGAGACUAAAUUGGCAAUUAUACCGGGCGCUGGUGGAACCCAACGUUUGCCCAGAAUUUUAUCUCCAGCUUUGGCUAAGGAAUUGAUAUUUACUGCUCGCGUUUUCAACGGCAAGGAAGCAAAAGAAAUGGGAAUAGUUAAUCAUGCGGUGCCUCAAAAUGAAACUAAAGAUGCUGCUUACCAAAAAGCUGUAGCGUUGGCAGAAGAAAUUUUACCAAAUGGUCCAGUAGGUGUUCGUAUGGCUAAAUUAGCUAUUGAUAAGGGUAUACAAGUUGAUCUUAGCACCGGUUAUUCUAUUGAGGAGGUAUGCUACGCUCAAGUCAUACCUACAAAAGAUAGAUUGGAAGGUUUACAAGCUUUUGCUGAAAAGCGUAAGCCGGUAUAUAAGGGAGAAUAAAAGUACCAACAAAUAUUUUUUAUCGGAAAUGUGCAUUUAUUAAUUUGUUAAGCCUACUAUUAUACAUUUUUUAAUUCUGAAUAUAGUCGUUAAAUUUUGGCAGAGAAAAA
Messenger RNA from Calliphora vicina (urban bluebottle blowfly), 1098 nucleotides. RefSeq names its product methylglutaconyl-CoA hydratase, mitochondrial. The transcript has a single exon. Gene Ontology annotation, cellular component: mitochondrion. Bases 86 to 988 code for a protein of 300 amino acids. Gene Ontology annotation, biological process: fatty acid beta-oxidation. Lineage: Eukaryota; Metazoa; Arthropoda; Insecta; Diptera; Calliphoridae. The record is from RefSeq and is a predicted model, not a curated record. Gene Ontology annotation, molecular function: catalytic activity.